This is a messenger RNA of Girardinichthys multiradiatus, 2441 nucleotides long. Its product is annotated as carboxypeptidase N subunit 2. The record is from RefSeq and is a predicted model, not a curated record. Gene Ontology annotation, cellular component: extracellular matrix. The coding region runs from base 59 to 1633 and encodes 524 amino acids. The transcript is spliced from 2 exons. Gene Ontology annotation, molecular function: protein binding. Lineage: Eukaryota; Metazoa; Chordata; Actinopteri; Cyprinodontiformes; Goodeidae.
GGUCAUCCACCCACACAUUUAUCUCAGUGCUAUGGGAUUGCUGUAACUUGCGGUAAACAUGGACAAACAUUUGGGUUGGACUGUUCUUCUGGUGCUGCUUCUCUGCCAUAUAGGCAACAGCGACUGGCUGACCGUUUUUCCUUACAAAUGCCAGUGCUUCACUCCGCUUCAAGUGCUGUGUGCUGAUGAGAGGAUGUCAACUUUACCCAGGAACAUGUCCAGACAGGUCAGGGAGGUUAUUAUAAUGACAUCCUCUGUGGAAUACCUUUUCUUCCACUCGCUAAUGGAGAGCCCACAGCUCACCAAGCUUGUUUUCUUAAACAACGCUUUGAGAAGUAUCCAUUUAAACACGUUUGAGCAUCUGACUGAGCUGCAGGAGCUGGAGCUCAGCGGGAAUCCCCUACUGGAUCAUUUCUUUCUGGGAACCUUUUCAAAGCAGGAGAAAUUAACUAAGCUGCUGCUCAACUAUAACAGUUUGAAAACGGUACCUCUUGGGAUGUUUGACUGCCUGAAACAACUGGAAGUUCUGCAGAUGAAGAGCAACAUCUUAUCAGAUCUGCCUCCAUUUCUUUUUCAGGACCUCAGCUCUCUACGCGUCCUGGAUAUCUCCCAUAAUAAACUUCAGGAAAUCACAAGAGUUACCUUCUCUGGUCUGGCUAGUCUGGAAAUUCUGAAGUUGAACAAUAAUCUAAUUCAUAACCUUAUGUUUGAUACGUUCCACAAUAUUUCACAGCUCACCGAGCUUAACUUAGAAUGGAACAGGAUAGAACACCUUGAUGAGGGCAUCUUCUCUGUUCUGACAAAUCUAAGUGUGCUAAACCUCCGUGGGAAUCUCCUGACGUCCUUCAGUGAUAAAGUGUUUGGAUCUGAGCCAACAAAUCUGAGGGAGCUAAAUCUGAAAGAUAACAGACUGACUGAGUUGUCCUCUCUGAGGAGUCUGAGCUCAGUGACAGACCUCAUAUUAUCAGCUAACCAGCUUUCCGGCCUCACAGAAAACCUGUUCAGAAAUCUAACAGCCCUGGAGAUACUGGACCUGUCUGACAAUCAGCUCACCUCUCUGCCUGAAGGGAUCUUUAAAGAUAUGUUGAGCAUCAGGGUGAUCAACCUCCACAAUAACAGCCUGACAAAGGUGGAUGCCAAACUGUUUGAUGGCCAGGUUCUUAUUGAGAGGCUCUACCUGUCAGACAACCAGCUGGAGAUUCUCCCACCUGGACUUUUGGACCAUUUUAUCUUCCAGCACACAGUCAGGCUUCAUGGAAACCCCUGGAGAUGUGACUGCCAGCUGUGGUACCUUCAUGACUGGCUGCUGCAGAACGGUCAGAAUGUGGAAAUGUUGGACAUGAUGGUCUGUGAGAGCCCGGACUUUUUGAGGAAACGAACUGUGGUUUCCAUCCACAGGAAUCAGUUGGUCUGUCUCCUGUCUGAUGACAUGGUGCCUGAUCUGAACUCCUGCAGCCUGCAAGUAUCUAACAGCACCAUGAUCAUCAUGUGCAAAGUGGAAAAAUGCUCUCCAACAAUGGUUAAAGUGCAGCUUCAAGAGGAAAACGGUGAAAUUAAGGAGCACAUUUUGAAAAAUGUGUCUGAAAAUUCUCAAUGUAGCAAUGAGACACUGCGAGAGAAAACUAUUGAUUAGUUUGUUCAGUGUGCGAAUUCUUUCUUCAUACCAGGGGUCAAUGAUGUUUCCUGACCGUUAGUCAGCACAGUAAACAAAUCUCUUACUCACCAUCUGAUAACCAGUAUGCUGAAAUGCUGCUUGAGAAGCUGGAGGUAACGUUUUUUUUUUUAAAAGUGCAAAGUUCAGCUUGUUAUUUUUAUUUAGAAUCUGUUAAUAAUUAAAAAGAACAAGUAAUGUUAAAAUGUGUUAUAAAUGAUGAGAACACGUUUUCUUGUCACUGCAAACUGAACAAGAUGGGAUUGCUUUGUUCCCCACAGAUUAAUCAAACAUAACAGACAGAAGCUCCACAUAAUUUUGCAAGCAGCAUUCCCAAAAAAAAGUUGUUGAUAAGAUCAAUAUCUGCUUCAUAUAAUUAGAGUUCAUACUUUGUAAAAACAAAAACGAGACAACAAAAAGCAUAAUAUUUUUCAUUUGCAGAAUCAAAUCCUGCAUUUAAAAUGUGGUUUUAAUUAGAAUAUCAUGUAAAAGAUUUAACAGUAAACUGUAAAGUAAAUGUGCAGGCAACAUGCAGCAGAAUAGGUUGUCAAUAUGUAAUGAUACAGUGAUUCAUUAUAUUUUAACCACAAUCAAUCUAUUUUACAGUGAUUUUAUGUCAUAUACCAACACAAAGUAGUGAAUAAUUGUGAAGUUAAAGGAAGAUUUUAUAAGGCUUUCAACAUUUUUCAAAAUUAAAAGUCAAUAAACUCUGCUGUGCAUAUGCAUUAAGCUGCCUUUAAUAUGAUACACCUAAAUAAAAUCCAGUGCAACCAACUGCUCUUAGACAUCA